Psylliodes chrysocephalus is the source of this 2048-nucleotide messenger RNA. The record is from the annotation of a GenBank genome assembly. Lineage: Eukaryota; Metazoa; Arthropoda; Insecta; Coleoptera; Chrysomelidae.
AUGGCCACGUUCGCGCUCAUAGCACACUGGAUGGCCUGCAUAUGGUACGCAAUCGGAAACGCAGGAGCGACCGAUGCUUCCGGCCAGAAUAGGCUGGUUAGACGUUUUGGCCAACGAUACUCAACAGUAUUAUUACCCAAAUAACACCGGAGGACCGAGUAUACGUAGCAGAUACGUCACGGCCCUCUACUUUUACGUUUUACGUCGCUAACUAGUGUGGGGUUUGGAAAUGUCGCGCCCAAUAACCGAUUGCUGAGAAGAUUUUUCACUAUUUUGCGUCAUGCUGGCUGGAUCUUUGAUGUACGCCAGCAUCUUCGGUAAUGUUUCGGCGAUCAUCCAACGAUUGUAUUUCGGGCACCGCUAGGUACCACACGCAAAUGUUAAGGGUGAGGGAGUUUUAUCCCGGUUUCAUCAAAUUCCUAACCCGCUAAGGGCAGCGUUUAGAGGAGUAUUUUUCAGCACGCUUGGACGUAUACGAAUGGCAUCGAUAUGAAUUCCGUUCUGAAGGGGUUUUCCGGAAUGCCUGCAGGCCGAUAUUUGUCUGCAUCUGAAUAGGAAUUUGUUGCAGAAUUGUAGUGUGUUCGAUGGUGCCAGUCCGGGUUGCUUAAGAGCUCUAUCUUUAAAAGUUCAAAACGACUCACGCGCCGCCAGGUGACACUUUGGUGCAUCGCGGAGACGUCUUGACUUGUCUUUAUUUCAUAUCAAGAGGUUCCAUAGAGAUAUUAAGAGAUGAUAUUGUUAUGGCCUAUUUUAGGUAAAUACGAUAUUUUCGGUGAGGAAUCCAUGUUUACAUCCCACAUUGGGAAAAAUCUGGUUGUAAUGUUCGAGCGCUGACUUACUGUGAUCUUCAUAAAAUCCAUAGAGAUGAUUUGUUAGACGUAUUGGAACUGUAUCCUGAGUUCUACACACAUUUUUUGAAUAAUUUAGAAAUUACGUUUAAUUUAAGAGAUGAUGAGCAAGCCGGAGUUGUUCCUAGGCGAUCCUUUUAUCCAAAAGAUAAAGAAACUCGCUAUUUUAGAGGCGUGCCAUCAGCGAGAUCCAACGGUUUGUCUAGUCGGGGAAAUUCCGUGAACGGUCGACAGGAGUCGCAAUACAGCGACGAAUCCGAGUCAGGACACGGUAUUUUAGAAUUUUCAACAGAAAAAGCCGGCCAAGACGUGACUCCAUUAAAUUUGGAUUUCGGCGAAGAAAAAAGAAGAUCGUCAACAUUGAAUUCCAUAACAGGCAUGCUAUCUCAACUCAAACGAAGUAUUCCAGACCUAAGGUUACACAAAACACACCAACCACUUAUAGCACAGUCCACGCCUCCCUCCAGCCAUAGGAUACGCACAAUUCGAAGACAGUCUUCGAUAGGGGCGUACCACCAUCAGGAUCCCACGCCGACGACCGCGCACCAUCAGACGGCAUCCCUUCAAACGCAACAUAUUACCGGGCCGCUUUCGAGUAGUACGAGUUAUUACACGAACAGCCCCAGUCCGCCACACGUGGGGGAUGCGAAUGGUACCCAAGUACAAGAGACGCUGGUGCCGCUAGAUAGCGCCAUACACAUUCAACAUUCCACAAUGGACUCACAUUCUGACAAUUUAGUGAUAAGUAGAAGCCUCUUGGAGCAUAUCAAUAACAAAUUGGAUCAUUUGUCAAAGCGAGUGACUUCGCUCGAAUCCACUUUAGCGACGGACGUCAAGACGAUAUUAUCGCUCUUGCAGGCGCAUCAACAACCUAGUAGUAGCGAAGUUUCGACUGUUAAACAAGAGAUGCCUGAGUAUGAAAAUUUAGCAAUAGAUCCUUGUAGAACUAGAUAUACAUUUCAAAGAUCAGUUAGUGAACCUAAACCGAUUUCAAGAAAUCAUUCCCAAGUUCUUCAUAGGUUUGCGUCGUUUAAUAAAGCUUUCGAUUUCGAAAAAGGAAUUGAACCAUCAUGGGCAGAAUGUUUGUUACCAAAAGAUAAGGAAAAAGAGGAAAAAACUGCUCCUAUCGCUAAAUUAGAAUCAUUAGACGAGCUAGACCUGGAGUCUCCUUUGGGCAGUCCAAAGAAAAGUAAAAAAUAA